AUGGGCGACUCCUCAACACCCGCCGGUGAUUCUGCGAUUUCUGGCGAUUUGCCUCAGCCUUGCUCUCAGCCAUUGAAUGUACUUUCAGACGAGUUCUAUAGAGCACGACUUUCAGAUGCUGCAAAGACGAGGAAAGCUGAUGGAAUUCGCGCCCUGUUCCCGCUUGAAGCUCGAUCUGGUCUCAUCUCUCUCCUUGCUGGGAAGCCUAAUGAAGAGACUUUCCCUAUUACCUCGCUUCAGUUCACAAUGCGCGAUCCAUCUUCGGCCGAGGACAUCAAACUUGAACUGACUGAGGGAGAAUUGCACCAGGGUCUUCAGUACACGCCUACGAACGGGUUCGAGGAGCUCCGAGAAUGGGUGUUUGGACUGCAAGCAUUCCAACAUGAUCGCCAAAAGGGCGAGGGGUGGACUGUGAGCAUUGGUGCAGGAUCGCAGGAUCUGAUUUUCAAAGCUGCGAGUGCGCUCCUCAACCCAGGCGAUGCACUCUUCGUCGAAGCACCUGUGUAUGCAGGUGUGCUUCCAGUUUUCCACUCGUUGGGGUGUGACAUGAUAGAGGCAGAAACGGAUGCCUAUGGCAUAUGCUCCGGCUCGCUUCGCACCGUACUAGAGAACUGGCCAUCAACGAGACCAAAACCAAGAGCUCUAUAUACAGUUCCUUACGGUUGUAACCCGACGGGUAUGACUGCAACACUUGAACGGCGUCUAGAAGUCCUCGAGUUGAGCAGAGAACAUGACUUCAUCAUUCUUGAAGACGACCCCUAUUACAACCUUUACUUUGGACGUUCGGAUCGACCGCCCUCGUAUUUCACUCUUGAUCGCUCACAGCCCGAAGUAGGCCGUGUUGUGCGAUUCGACAGCUUGUCAAAGAUCAUAUCAUCAGGUAUUCGCAUCGGCUUCGUUUCUGGACCCAACGUCGUAGUACAUGCGAUGGAUCAGCACACAAUGGCUGUGAAUUUACAGCCUUCAUCUUUAUCUCAAGCGGUCACGCUGAAGGUAUUAAAGUCAUGGGGCUACGAGGGAUUUGCACUGCAUACAAGUCGUAUCGCACAAUUUUAUCGCGAGAAGAGAGAUAUCUUCGAGGCUGCUAUGCAACGACACCUUGCAGGGCUAGCUGAAUGGACAAAGCCUGAGGCAGGCAUGUUUUUCUGGUUUAAAUUGCUCUUGGAUGGCGAUGGUGACUCAGAGAGCCUCAUUCGCACUAAAGCGCUGGAGCGAGGUGUGCUUGCGAUUCCAGGAACCGUCUUUCUCCCCAGUGGACGUAAAAGCGCGUAUGUACGCACGUCGUUCAGCAUUCUCCCUGCAGAACAGGUUGAUGAAGCCUUGCGUCGCCUUCGUGACGUCAUCCUCGACGCAAGAUAA
Fibroporia radiculosa is the source of this 1359-nucleotide messenger RNA. RefSeq lists its product as uncharacterized. Gene Ontology annotation, molecular function: transaminase activity; pyridoxal phosphate binding. Gene Ontology annotation, biological process: biosynthetic process. The record is from RefSeq and is a predicted model, not a curated record. Lineage: Eukaryota; Fungi; Basidiomycota; Agaricomycetes; Polyporales; Fibroporiaceae. Bases 1 to 1359 code for a protein of 452 amino acids. The transcript is spliced from 9 exons.